Microthlaspi erraticum is the source of this 378-nucleotide messenger RNA. The record is from the annotation of a GenBank genome assembly. Lineage: Eukaryota; Viridiplantae; Streptophyta; Magnoliopsida; Brassicales; Brassicaceae.
AUGGGUAAAAAUAUUUUGGUUUUCUCUACCGUUGUUGUUUUUCUUCUCUCAAUAGCAUCUGCAGUUCCUGGAAUCGCAACUUUCUACCAAAGCUACACUCCAUCGGCAUGUUACGGAGGUACGCCAGAAGGAGUGAUGAUAGCUGCAGCGAGUGAUACGCUAUGGGACAAUGGUAAAGUUUGUGGCAAGUAUUUCACCGUGAAAUGCACCGGAGCUCGUAACCCCGUCCCUCAUCCUUGCACCGGAAAAUCUGUAAGGGUCAAGAUCGUUGACCAUUGUCCAGCUGGCUGCGCUUCUACCAUCGAUCUCUCCCGUGAAGCUUUUGCUCAGAUCGCUAAUCCUGUUGCUGGAAUCAUUAACAUUGAUUAUUUUCAGUAA